CUGACUCAGGCUCGGGACAGAAGAGCACAGCUAGGCUGGAGGUGGAGGGAGGAAGUGCCCAAGAGGGUGAUGACAUCACCGCCCAGCCCUUGAAAGAUGAGCUGUUCCCGCUGCCACUCCAGCUCUAGCUUCUCCGUCUGUGGAGGGGUGGGGACAUCAGGCAGACCUGCUCAACCACCGAGGGAACCACUGAAGAGCACACGAGGCUUGCUCCGGACAAGGCCCAGUGGGGCCUCACUCAGAUCCUGCUCUGAGUUCAAAUGUUUCCCAUCUGGAAGAUACCCAUGUUCCUCCCUGUUCAUGAGGAUUCCGUGCCCACAACAGCCUCUUUCAGUGCUGACAUGCUCAACCUCACCUCACAAGUGUCUGCGCUUAACGAGAGCCUUUCCCCAAGCAACAGCUGCAUCCAGGCCGAAUGGUUUAGCUGGAUCAACACCAUCCAGGCUCCCUUCCUCUGGGUCAUAUUUGUGCUGGCCGCCCUCGAGAACAUCUUUGUGCUCAGUGUCUUCUGCCUACACAAGAGCAGCUGCUCGGUGGCCGAGAUCUACCUGGGGAACCUGGCUCUGGCUGACCUGAUCUUGGCCCUCGGGCUGCCCUUCUGGGCCAUCACCAUCGCCAACAACUUUGACUGGCUCUUUGGGGAAGUGCUGUGCCGUGUGGUGAACACCAUGAUCUACAUGAAUCUGUACAGCAGCAUCUGUUUCCUGAUGCUGGUGAGCAUCGACCGCUACCUGGCCCUGGUGAAAACCAUGUCCAUGGGCCGGAUGCGUGGGGUGCGCUGGGCCAAACUCUAUAGCCUGGUGAUCUGGGGGUGCACACUUCUCCUGAGCUCGCCCAUGUUGGUGUUCCGCACCCUGAAAGAGUACACAGACGAGGGCUACAACGUCACUGCCUGUGCCAUUAAGUACCCAUCCCGCACCUGGGAGGUGUUCACCAACGUCCUCCUGAACUCCGUGGGCUUCCUGCUGCCUCUGAGUGUAAUCACCUUCUGCACGGUACAGAUCAUGCGGGUUCUGCGCAACAACGAGAUGCAGAAGUUCAAGGAGAUCCAGACAGAGAGGAGGGCCAUGGCGCUGGUGCUGGCCGUGCUGCUGCUGUUCGUCAUUUGCUGGCUGCCGUUCCAGAUCAGCACCUUCCUGGACACACUGCUGCGCCUCCAGGUCCUCUCCAGCUGCUGGGACGAGCACAUCAUCGACAUCAUCACACAGAUCAGCUCCUUUGCGGCCUACCUCAACAGCUGCCUCAACCCGCUGGUGUACGUGAUCGUGGGCAAGCGCUUCCGGAAGAAGUCUCGAGAGGUGUACUGGUCAUUGUGGAUGGCAUCUUGGACUCCCCUGGAGCUCCAGUCCUCCAACCAGAGCCAGCUCUCACCUCUCAAUGCUACAUCUUGUGACAAUGCUCUGGAAGACUGGGACCUGCUGUACAGAGUGCUACCAGUAGUUAUCAUCAUCAUCUGCUUCUUUGGUCUCCUGGGAAACCUUUUUGUCCUGUCCAUAUUCCUCCUACCCAGGCGGCGACUGAAUGUAGCAGAAAUCUACCUGGCCAAUCUGGCAGCUUCUGAUCUGGUGUUUGUCUUGGGCUUGCCUUUCUGGGCAAAGAAUAUCUGGAACCAAUUCAACUGGCCUUUUGGAGCCCUCCUCUGCCGUGUUGUCAAUGGGGUCAUCAAGGCCAAUUUGUUCAUUAGCAUCUUCCUCGUAGUGGCCAUCAGCCAGGACCGCUACCGUGCACUGGUGCACCCCAUGGCCAGCUGGAGGUGGCGGAGGCGGAGGCAGGCACAGGCCAUCUGCAUGCUCAUCUGGGCUCUGGGGGGGCUCUUGAGCACCCCCACUUUCCUGCUGCGGUCCAUCCAAGUUGUGCCAGAUCUGAAUAUCUCUGCCUGCAUCCUGCAUUUUCCCCAUGAGGCCUGGCACUUGGUGAGGAUGGUGGAGUUGAAUGUGCUGGGUUUCCUCCUACCUCUGACUGCCAUCAUCUUCUUCAACUAUCACAUCCUGGCCUCCCUGCAAAGGAGGGAGGAGUUCAGCAGGACACAGAGUGUGGUUCCCAGGGAUGGCAAGACCACAGCACUGAUCCUCACACUGGUGGCUGCCUUCCUGCUCUGUUGGGCCCCCUACCACUUCUUCGCCUUCUUGGAAUUCCUGAACCAGGUGCAAGCCAUCAGAGGCUGCUUCUGGGAGGAGUUCAUUGACUUGGGCCUGCAGUUGGCCAACUUCUUUGCUUUCAUCAACAGCUGCCUGAAUCCGGUGAUUUAUGUCUUUGUGGGUCGGCUUUUCAGGACCAGGGCCUGGGAACUUUACAAACAAUGCGCCCCUAGAAGUCUUGCUCCAAUGUCCUCGUCCCAUAGGAAAGAAAUCCUCCAGAUUUUCUGGCAGAAUUAAAACAGCAAUAAACCAAAA
Messenger RNA from Nycticebus coucang (slow loris), 2393 nucleotides. Its product is annotated as B1 bradykinin receptor-like. The transcript is spliced from 4 exons. The record is from RefSeq and is a predicted model, not a curated record. Lineage: Eukaryota; Metazoa; Chordata; Mammalia; Primates; Lorisidae. Gene Ontology annotation, biological process: neutrophil chemotaxis; immune response; inflammatory response. The coding region runs from base 261 to 2375 and encodes 704 amino acids. Gene Ontology annotation, molecular function: bradykinin receptor activity. Gene Ontology annotation, cellular component: membrane.